AUGGCCAACGUAGGCAAAGUUUUGGCAACGAUAAAAGCCGUUAUAACGCGAUUAGUUUUUGCCUGCCACGGAAUUAUAGCUAUAUGGCAAGUGACGCUUUUUAAAAAUAAUAUCGAGUAUUGGUACUUAGCCUCGCCGAUUCUGCUCUUGAUCUUCGAAGGAAUAUUCACGUUGACAAUCAAGGAAAAUCAGGAAUGGAAAUGGUUCUGCCCGUCGGUCUUCAUCUACCUCGGCCUGGUAGUUCCUGCUAUUUGGCUGCUAGAACUACACAAAGUGGACAUUCGCCUCGCCAACAAGAAUAAUAAUAUUAACAAUCAAGAGUCUUUAGAGACUGAAAUCCCCAUUCCUGGAGCGACCAAAAUCCCAACAGAUAUGUGGGUUACGCUGAUAGAACAGUUUCUGAUGUUGACCCUCAUUGUGGGAAGGUGGUUACUGCCUAAAGGAGACCUGACCAGGGAUCAGCUCAGCCAACUUCUACUGGUUUAUAUUGGCACAGCUGCCGACAUCAUAGAAUUCUUCGACUCCUUCAAAGACGAGAAGGUUGCCACUGAGAAGGUCCUAGUACUCCUGACCCUGGCCAUCUGGUCGUGGUCCCUGGUACAGUUCACAGUGGUCCUGACCGCUACUAAGUCCAGGAAGUCCAGGGGAGCAGCUAAUAGGUCUGAAAUGAACAGCCGCGCGUGCUGCUGCUCGAUUGAAGUGUGCGCCAUCAUUAUGAACAUAGCGUUACAGGACGCUCCAUUCCUCGCCUUCAGACUGCUGAUCAUAUGUCACUAUAAAAUAGUUAACUACAUGAACAUAUUCUUCACUUGCAAGAACACUUUGGUAAUCCUCCUGCAGAUAUACCGCCUCUACGUGCUACAUUUGGAGACGGUGGACGAAGGGAAUGGCGGGUCUGUUUACAGGAAGAAACACAAGCAUAAGUCCGCUGAGAAAAAAAACAAGGACAAAAAACACAAAAAACACAAAGAUAAAAAGCAGAAGAAGCAUGGUGCUGGCGAGACCUCAAUAUCCAUGAUCAGUGACAGGAGACAUGACAAAGUGGACGGAGGAAGGAUCAGAGCUAUAAUACUGACAAACUCCGACGAAAUACGGGAACUGGAGUUGUCUACAUUAUUCAAGGAUCAGGUUUCAAUGGAAAAUGAAAAGAAGAAGAGCUCAAAGAAAAAGCAAAAAUCGGAGUCCUCCGAGGAAUCCCUGAAUAACAUUCACCACACGACCGACGACUCGGGCAUUUGACAUCAUCGGAUCCGUCGCGAGAGCCCUAAACGAAGCCCUAAACGCAAGGAGAAGCAUGACAGGCACAGAGACAAAAAGAGCAAAAGGAAACGCGACAGCAGCUCGAGCGACUCCAGUUCUAGUUGAAAGGUGUAUGCUACUUGAUUUAUUUGCCUGGAAAACGUGUUACGGAAGAAAUAAAAUGUCAGUUACAGUGGCAGUAUGCGGUGUUGUUCCUUUGCCACGAAUUGGAGGCAAAGUUUGACUUUGCUUGUUGAGUUUUGAAUUUGGAAGUAGGUAUUGAUAUUCGAAUUAGAAUGUAAUUUGAAUAUUUUGAAGUGAUUCAGUUGAGGCGAUGCGUUUUUUAUUAGAGUCAGUUUGUAGUUAGCUGUCGACGAGGUCGACAA
Molecule: messenger RNA, 1625 nt
Organism: Amyelois transitella
Lineage: Eukaryota; Metazoa; Arthropoda; Insecta; Lepidoptera; Pyralidae
Product: transmembrane protein 26
Exons: 10
Coding region: 1-1239 (412 amino acids)
Source: RefSeq, a predicted model, not a curated record